AUGCGGCCCCUCACCAUGCCCCUGGUGGCGCCCGGUCCUGAGGGGGGCCUGGAGGGCAUCCGGCCGGCGACGGACUGCCGGGGCCUGCGCAAGCGGUCGGCGCGGAUCCAGGUGCUGGCGGAGAAGCGGCAGGAGGCGGAGAGGAGGCGGGAGGCGGAGGAGGUGGCCGACCGGCGUGCGCGGGAGGAGCGGGCGCGGGCCAAGGAGCGGCGCAGGAGAGAGAGGGAGCGCGGCAGGGGGGAGGGGGAUGGGCUGGGGAGGCCCAGGGAGGAGGGAGGGGCCGGGGAGAGGCGCGGGAGGGCGGCCCGACCGGGCUGGUGCCCCCUGGGGUGCGCCGUGCCCAGGCGGUAUCGCGUCCAGAGGGGCGCGCCCAACAGGAACCUGGCCAAGCUGCUUGAGGCCGCGGGGCUGGCGCCGCCCAGGAGGGGCCCCGGGCGGCCCAGGAAGAUCAGGGAGCUGCUCAGGCUGGAGGUGAGCGGGGAGGGGGGCUCGGGCGGGGUUCGACUCGAUGCCGCCUCGAUUGGCGCGUGCGAUUUGGCAUUCGAUGCGGACGAUUGUGUGCAUUUUGGGAGGAUUGAUGUGGCCCCGUGGCGGCCGCCGGGGAUGCGCACCGUGUUUGUGGCCGAGCGCGGGGGAGCGGGGUUGCGAUAUCCGAACUCCGUCUGGCGAAUGGCCCCGUGGCAGGGCUGCCGCAGUUGGCGCUCCAAGACUGUGCGCCUCCGUUCGCAUGGAGCCGUCGUGCGAGCUACCUUGCCGACAGCCGCCGCCGCGAGGACUGGAAAGUCGCAUGAUUGCGUGAUGGCUGUGCUGCACCUGACCUUCUGCUGUGCUCUUUACCUGCAGCAGCAGCGCCAGCUGGCCGCCCGCUCUGCGCAGGUGCAGGCGGCAAGCGUGGCGCAGAGCCGCCAGAGGAGGCAGAUCGUGAAGGAGCUGUAUGUGAAGAGGCAAAAACAGCUCAUCCGACAACAACAGCUGCAACAGAUGCAGAGGAUGCAGCUGCAGCAGAGGCAACAACAACAGCAACAGCAACAGCAGCUGCAACAGCAGCUGCAGCAGCAGCAGCAGGCAAGGGCAGCAAUGGCGGCGACUGCUGUUUCACAAGCCAACAGUCUUGGGGGCAUGCCCUCGGGUGCAGUUACUUCCCUUGCCAGCGCAGAUCUGCCUGGCCGUGGCCAGCCUGCUUCGCUUGGGGCUGCUGGGAAUGGCUUGCUGCCUGGAGCAAGCAGGCCAGUCAUGCCCCAGCAGAAGUCUACAUUAGUGGGGCCUGGCCUCCUGGCAAACAACCUCCGCGCAGCCUCCCCUGUGGGCAGCAUGCUCCCUGUGCAGACGCUGUCGGGCCAAGCAAACAACGCUGGACUGCUGGGCUACUCUAACAGUGGGGUGCAGAUCGCGGGGCAGGUGUCCGCCGGCCUUGGCCAGGUUCACGCCACCCUGCCAGGCCAGUUGACCUCCACCCAGUCGUCCAUGGACAGCCUCGUGUCUGUCCGCACCGUCAACCCAGAGGCUGUGAGGAGCUCCUCGCUGGCAGCGGCGCAGGGCCUUGUACCCGUGGAGAUGAUGAGCAGCCCCAACAACAGCACGGGAAAUUCGGUGCCAGCGUCGGGCCCAGGUGCUUCGCCAUUUGCCAGCCUGCCAAGCGAGGCUACCAAAAUGGACAACCCCACUAUGUUUGGCGUCAGGAACCCAGUGCGCAUGCUGCACGCCACCAAGAGUGGGCAGCUGCCAGGCCAGCCAAUGUCGACGAUGAUACCAGUGAACGCAGUGCCCAGCCGGGGGAGCAUCAAAUCAGUGGAUUCAGCUGGGAUGGUCAGCCCUACCAGUGUGCAGGUUGUGGCUGGACAGCAAGCUUUGGCCUUGCAGCAGGCUUUGUCCGGGCAGCAGGCUUUGUCCGGGCAGCAGGCUUUGUCCGGGCAGCAGGCGUUGGCCGGGCAGCAGGCGUUGGCUGGGCAGCAGACUUUGACGGGGGGGCAGCAGGCUUUGGCUGGGCAGCAGCAGGCUCUGGCUAGACAGCAGCCCUUGGCAAGGCAGCAGAGCCUAGGGAGGCAGCAGAGCCUGGGGAGGCAGCAAAGCCUGGGGAGGCAGCAAAGCCUGGGGAGGCAGCAGAGCUUAGGUGGACAGGGGGCUUUGAGCGGACAGCCAGACUUCCCGCUGGAGACAACAGCAACGCCUGGGCUGUUUUCAGCCGGGUUUGGCAGCCAGAUCGUUGACCCGGGGAGCGACCUGCUGGCCGGUAUUCCAGGAUCGCUGGGCACGUCUCUUUUGGACGAUCCUUUCUCCUCGUGA
Messenger RNA from Ostreobium quekettii, 2283 nucleotides. NCBI's taxonomy places the organism in Eukaryota, Viridiplantae, Chlorophyta, Ulvophyceae, Bryopsidales, Ostreobiaceae. The record is from the annotation of a GenBank genome assembly.